AUGUAUUCCCACUACUAUCUUUUCGUUUUGUACCCCGCCUUGUGCAAUCUCGCCCUUGCCGCCACCUCCGCUGCCCCAGAGGCCGUCGCGACCCAGUACAGUCUAACAACGAGCACCGCACUCCCCUUCCCCACCGCCACUCAGACAUCGAACGAAACAGAAGAUCUGCUCGUCUCUAAAUGGUCCUUGAACAGAGGCCGCAUUCAGGAUGGACCCGAUAAUCUCGCCUUUGUCGCAGACCCCUUCCCGAACUCGCAGGUGCCUGGAUCUACCCCACAGGCAAGCAACAGCGGUGCGCCGGUGCUGCGCGUUUCUUAUCCCGAGGGAAGUUUCUCGCAUGAUACUGGUGGAGCGCAGUUUUACUCGCUGUGGAACACGACGGACGGAUCGAGCUUCAACUCGAUGAUGGUGUCGUAUGAGAUCGCGUUCGAGUCCAAUUUUGAUUGGGUUAAAGGCGGGAAGCUGCCUGGUCUGCGUGGAGGCUUGAACUCGACGGGAUGUAGUGGUGGAAACAAGGCGACGGGUGUGGACUGUUUCUCCGCACGGCUGAUGUGGAGGAAGAAUGGGGCGGGCGAGGUGUACGCAUACAUUCCUACGCCCAACAAUCUUUGCUCGGACAAGUCUAUCAUUUGUAACUCGGAUUUCGGUGUGUCUAUUCAGAGGGACAACUUUGGUUUUGUUAGUGGAAAAUGGACAAGAGUUACGUUGCUAGUGCAGCUCAACAACCCGCCUGAUGUCGCAAACGGAUACAUGGCACUCUAUUUCAACGAUUUGCUUGCGGUGUCUCAGCAGAAUUUGCAAAUUAGGGCGGCGGACAGUGUCGUUGCGAAUGGAUUUUACUUUUCAACAUUCUUUGGAGGAUCUGACACGAGCUGGGCGACGCCUGUGACUACGCACACCUACUUUCGCAAUAUCCGACUAUGGGGCAGCAGUUCGCCAUCGACGCUUACGGGGGCGACUGUAAAGAGCCAGGCACCCAAGACACUUGGGUACGGGUACAACCUCAACGACUUUAUCACGCCAGGACAGGCAUGCAUCAAGCCCGUGGAGCAAAAGAAGGAAGAGCGGGACGUAGGAGCAGCAUUGACGGAGAUUUCAAUCGACUCGAACGGGGGGUACUAUGAAGUAACGGCUGGAGAGAAGAGCAAGAACAAGAAACUAGAGCAGGCGCAAAUCAGCUUGAACGACUGUCUGGCAUGCAGUGGGUGCAUCACGUCUGCCGAGUCUGUGUUGAUUACGAUGCAAUCGCACACAGAGGUGCUAGAGGUACUAGCGGCGAACGAGGUGGCGGAGGAUAAAAAGAUUGCGGUAGUGUCGAUUGCACCACAGUCGCUGGCGUCACUGGCAGCAUCUCUGGGAGACGAUAUCACACCACGGCAAGUGUUGCGGCGACUGAGACCGUUCCUGCACUCGCUCGGGUUUGCAUAUGUGUUUGAUACGAACUAUGGGAGGGAGCUGGCACUUCGGGAGCAUGUGAAAGAGUUUGAAGAGCGCAAAGAGGCGGCGGAUGGAGGGGAAGAGGGACAGUUGCCGAUGCUGGCGAGUGCAUGCCCUGGGUGGAUCUGCUAUGCGGAAAAGACGCACCACGAGAUGCUGGCGUACAUUGCACGAACGAAAAGCCCACAGCAGGUGAUGGGGACACUGGUAAAAGGAUGGAUGGCGGAGAAAUGGGGUAAAAGACGGGACGGAGUGUACCAUGUGACAGUAAUGCCGUGCUACGACAAGAAGCUAGAGGCGUCGCGGACCGACUUUUACUCGGAAGAGUACCGGACGCGGGAUGUGGACUGUGUGAUUACGACGGGGGAACUGGAGGUGAUGCUGAGGGAAAAGGGGUGGGACAUGAGUGUGGCUGUGCCGGGAGAGCUGGAUGGGGGAAGGAUGGUGGAUGGCCUACCAGAGCUGGUGAGGCACAAGGGCACAUCAUCUGGGUCAUACCUGCACUGGAUCAUGGGGAGUGUGCUGCGGCAAGUGGCGGGGGGGACGGUGGAGGUGAAGACGAUGCGGAAUGCGGAUUACGAGGAGUAUACGAUCAGAGACGGGGAGCGAGUUGUGUUUAGGGGGGCCACAUGCUAUGGCUUCCGGAAUCUGCAGAACAUUGUGCGCAAGGUGGGGAAGGAGCAGGGCGUGCGGACGGGGACCGGGGCGGCGGGGCGGCUGGGGGGGGUGCGGCGGAGGACGGGGGAGGUGGAGAAAAAGUACGACUAUGUAGAGGUGAUGGCGUGCCCGGGGGGAUGCGUCAACGGGGGCGGGCAGCUCAAGGGGCCGGGGAAGGAGUGGACGAGGCGGGUAGAGGCGGCGUAUUGGCGGGAUGGGGAGGGGGAGGGGGAGGUGGAGGUAAUAGAGGGACUGGAGUUGCGGACAGAGUACCGGGGAGUGGAGAGCGAGGUGGUCGGGCUGGCGGUCAAGUGGUGA
This is a messenger RNA of Psilocybe cubensis, 2412 nucleotides long. RefSeq lists its product as uncharacterized. Bases 1 to 2412 code for a protein of 803 amino acids. The record is from RefSeq and is a predicted model, not a curated record. Gene Ontology annotation, biological process: iron-sulfur cluster assembly. The transcript has 10 exons. NCBI's taxonomy places the organism in Eukaryota, Fungi, Basidiomycota, Agaricomycetes, Agaricales, Agrocybaceae. Gene Ontology annotation, molecular function: 4 iron, 4 sulfur cluster binding. Gene Ontology annotation, cellular component: cytosolic [4Fe-4S] assembly targeting complex.